GUUCUUUAAGACAUUCGAAAACAACCAGAGAACAUACGAAGCUCAAUACAUUUUCUUAUCUUUGAAAAUCGCCAGAGACACUUGGUUCGACGGUGAAUUUUACAAGAGCUAUUUCAUGUGGGAUUCUUUCACAGCUGGUGUUGCAGUCUCAAUCAUGAGAAACUCUGCUAAUAAGAACAACAAAAAUGGUGAGAACGAUUUCGCGGAGAUGGAGUAUAUGAACAUAACCAUUGUUACUUCAAACAAACCUUAUGGAAAAUCCGAUGGCUCAAAUCCUUUCUUUGACAAAAGAAAAAUUCCAAAGUUCAACCUAACCCUUGGAGGAGUUCACAGUGGUCAUGUUCAGAUGGGUUUGCGAGAUCCAAUCUGCAUACCAAAAAGCGGUAAAGGAAGGUGUAAGGAUGGUUACACCCAAGAGAUCUCUGGACCUGAUUCAGUACGUGUUCUUGUCGCUACACGAGCUAAACCGAACAUAAACAUCAAAAGUAAACUUGACAGAGAGUUCUAUGUUGAUUUCUUGGAAGUUUUGAAUAGACCUGAAGAAACAGGAAGAUUUAACUUUUCAUCUCAGUUUCCAUACUACAAAGAAGAAUUGUUGAGACCAGAUCUUAGCAAAAUACGGCUCGGAAAGCCAGUUGUUUUCGACAUGGACAUGAGCGCCGGAGAUUUCCUCUCUCUCUUCUACCUUCUUAAGGUUCCGGUAGAGAAAAUCGAUUUGAAGGCCAUUAUUGUGAGCCCAAAUGGUUGGGCUAAUGCAGCAACAAUCGAUGUUGUCUAUGAUCUGCUUCAUAUGAUGGGUCGCGACGACAUUCCGGUCGGUCUGGGAGACAUGUUUGCGUUAAACCAAUCUGAUCCGAUUUUCCCACCGGUUGGAGAUUGCAAGUACGUCAAGGCCAUUCCACAAGGCUGUGGCGGAUUUCUUGAUUCCGACACUCUCUACGGUCUUGCUCGUGACCUUCCAAGAAGUCCUCGCAGGUACACUGCGGAGAACUCAAUGGAAAAUGGAGCUCCGAGGGAUACUAACCGGCCUGAACUCCGACAACCUCUGGCACUUGAAGUUUGGAAAAAUCUGACCAAAUCUUGCAAUGGGGUGACUAAUAUCACUGUACUAACCAAUGGACCGUUGACUAACUUAGCUAAGAUCAUCUCAUCAGAAAAAGAAUCAUCCUCAUUCAUCAAGGAAGUUUACAUUACGGGAGGACAUAUAAACCGUGAGAAAUCAGACAAAGGGAACAUAUUCACGGUUCCUUCAAAUGCAUACGCCGAAUUCAAUAUGUUUCUUGAUCCUUUAGCAGCCAAGAACGUUCUUGAUUCCAGUCUAAACAUCACACUCGUACCUCUAUCAACACAACACAAGUUGAGCUCUUUCCAAACGAUGCUUAAUGGACUCUAUUCCCCGGCGAAAACUCCGGAAGCCCGGUUUGUGAAACGGCUGGUUGCUAGAUUGCAAGCUCUUCAUCAGAAACACAGGAGAUACAAGCACCUGGACAUGUUCUUAGGGGAAAUUCUUGGAGCAGUUUUCUUGGGAGGCGAUCACGCUUCAUUAAAGCCGAAACUGCGAGCUGAGCAUAUAAAAGUGAUCGCUGAAGGAGAUGAAUCCAAAGAUGGUCAGAUAUUGAUUGAUAAACUGCGCCGAAAACAAAUAAAGAUACUCGAAAGUGUAGAUUUGAGAGGCUGCCUUGAUAUUUUUGCCUCUACACUCGAUGAUAAGAAACAAUCUGCAGUCAUAGGAAGCUUUGAAGAACAAAGGAAGAAAUGGAACACACCACCAAGUUAGUUGACAAACAACAAAAAAGAUAUGCCUAUAACUGCUCAAAGAUUUGACUGAACUUAUAUGCUUAAAGAUUACUCUU
Molecule: messenger RNA, 1853 nt
Organism: Eutrema salsugineum
Lineage: Eukaryota; Viridiplantae; Streptophyta; Magnoliopsida; Brassicales; Brassicaceae
Exons: 8
Coding region: 116-1777 (553 amino acids)
Molecular function (GO): hydrolase activity, hydrolyzing N-glycosyl compounds
Source: RefSeq, a predicted model, not a curated record